Molecule: messenger RNA, 3605 nt
Organism: Manis javanica (Malayan pangolin)
Lineage: Eukaryota; Metazoa; Chordata; Mammalia; Pholidota; Manidae
Gene: ANKRD7
Product: ankyrin repeat domain 7
Molecular function (GO): protein binding
Source: RefSeq, a predicted model, not a curated record
AGGACUGCCUCCUGCACCACCGUGAAGAAGCUUUGCGCAUUCUGGCGAAGGAAGGAUGAAUCCCACAGCCCAUCCUCAUACCUGCCCAGAGGCAGGGCCAGUACGAGUCCUCUGGCCCUGCUGGGCUACAACCUUCCAGAUAAGGAUUUAAAGAAACUUCACAAAGCUGCUUCAGUAGGGGAUUUGGAGAAGGUGAAAACGUACCUUCAGCUCAACAAACACGAUGUGAACAUGCUGGAUAGAGAAGACAGAACACCCUUGCAUGUGGCUUAUGCUAGAUAUUCAAAUAUUGUAUCUUUCUUAAUAGAGAAACAAUGCAAAUUAAAUGUCUGGGAUGGUGAAAACAGAUCUCCAUUGACUAAGGCAGUAUUGUGUGAAAAGGAGAAUUGUGCUGCUAUUCUUCUAGACCAUGGUGUAGACCCAAAUCUGGUGGAUUUGAUGGCCCUUCAUUAUGCUGUCUGUGGUCAAAGUGUCUCAUUAGUUGAAAAACUGCUUCAGCACAAUGCUAAUCUGGAAGCUCAAAAUAAGGAUGGGUAUACUCCACUGUUACUUGCCAUUACUGAAAAUAAUGCAGAAAUGGUAGAAUUUCUUCUGAAGAAAGGGGCAAAUGUGAAUGCUUCAGAUAAGUACAUUUGAUAAUAGUUAAUAUAACAUAUAGCUUUUCUUUAUCUAAAACUUCAAAUUAAGUAGUUAUGAAGAAUUGAAUAUAGCAGUUAUUUAUUAAAAUAAUGUUUGGUGCUUAUUUUCAAAAAUAUAUACAGUUAUUUAGGUUUAUAAAACAGCAAUACACCUUUUUUGGUGACUAUCUUACUUUGGCAGGUUUUUUUGUUGUUGUGCAAAAUAAAAAUAUGUACAAUUAUUCUUUGUAUGCACCAGUAGCCACUUUCCUUCCCAAUCCUUCACUUAUUGUCUAAAAACUUAAAAAAGAAAAAAGAGAGGAGAAAGGAAUCUGAUGGCAACAGGUUGGUCACAAUGGUUAUACAAUGGUCACAAUUAUACAUUUUUAAUGACUAUAAAAUGCAGAAGUAUCAAUGCUAAAUAUAAUUAUGUUAGAGUUGAGGCAUAGCAUUUAAGAAAUAUACUUAGUAAAAAUAUGUGAACAUAAAUUAAAACAUAUCAAAUAUCACUUGUUUUCUAGAUGUGUAAUCUCAUUUCUACCAAUUUUUUGCUGCCAUCUUGAUUUAGAAGCCUAUUUUGAAAGAGCAGUAAAUGAACUAUCACAGUAUUUCUCUGCGUAUUCAUUUGAAGAGAAGUUUGUUACAUGGAGAACAGCUUUCACCUUAGAAGAUGUGAAGAAAUUUCAAAAGACAAAUAUCUGUGUUACGAACCAUCAAUUGAGAAGAUUAAACUGUGUUCAGUUUAUAGGCAGAAAAAAACUUUUUAGCCAAAAUAUUGAGUGCAAUCUGAUUAAUAGUAAACUUUGCAACAUAAUUUUGUUAGGCAUGUAUUAGAACAUUUAAAGUAAAAAUAUUAACACUUCAGCUACAAAACAGAGGAAAAAUAUAAUCCUGUAUAAAUGGAAACUCCAUUUUAGUUACAAGUGCUUGCAUUGAUAAAGUCUUUUUGUUUUUGUUUUUGUUUUGAAAUAUUACAGUAAUACAUAUUCAUAAGAUUUUGGUAUUAUGGAAAAGAAAAAAGAAAAUGCAUCAGCCAUAGUUCAUCACACCAAAAAAACAUUUGUUAAGUUUCUAGCAUGUUUCUGUCUGUAGCCUUUUGAAAUUCACUUAGUUUUUUUUUCCUGAAAGGGAAUUUACAAUUUUGCUUUUUAAAAAUAAAACAAAAAACACCACAAUUACAUAGUACGUAGUUUCACUGUGCUCCUUGCCAUGCCUUAAACACAUCCAGCAUGGCCUGGCCUCAGGACUGUUCCCUGGAAGCCUGACUCUUCCUUUAACUGUCUCCUGAGAUAGCUUCCGUGCCUCACAUGGGACUUGGGUGUAGCCUCCUCUGGCUGGCCUGCCAUUCUGUUAGUUACCCUGCUUUAUUAUCUAUUAUUGUCACCCUUGCCUUUUGGAUUGCAAGAUCCAUGAGAGUUUGAACUUUUUAUUCAUAGUUAAAUCCCCGUAUCAAUGGCAAAAUGUCUAGAGUAUAGUAGGUAUUCAAUUUGCCAAAAGCAUAAUAAUAAUCGACACUUGUCAGGCAUGGUUCCAAGUGCUUUGAAUAACUUAACUCAUGUUAUCUUCAUAAAGUCUUGUUGAACUAAGUACUAUUCACAUCCUUAUCAUUCAUUUAUGAUGAGGAUAUCAAGGUGCAGCAAUGUUUAAUGACUUGCUCAAGGUUAUGGAGAUAAGAAGCUGAGAGCUGGGAUAGAAACAUAUGCAAUCUAGAUUUAAACCUACCUAGUCUAACUCCAGCAUUUAUCUCAUUAACCAACAUACCACCCCAUCUCUCUAAUGAAUAGAUGAAUAUAUAUCAUUCCUUGUAAACUCUAUUUUUAAAGGCUCAAGGAAAGGUAUUUUAACCACUCAUUCAUUUAAUUUGUUGAAGUCCCUUUUAAUGCUAGGUAUGUAAAAGAGCUAACAUGGGAAAGAAAACCUGACAAUUCCUCACAUCAAGUCAACACACAUUUAAUUUCAACUAUGGUUUAGAUCAAUGGUUCUUGACUGGGGCUAUUUUGUCUCCCAGAGAAUACCUGGCAAUGUCUGGACAGACUUUUGAUUGUUAAGAAAACUGCUAAGUAGCCCACAAUGUACAGGACAGCCUCCUGCAAGUACUUAUCUGGCCCCAAAUGUCAACAGUGCUCAGGCUUAGGAACUCUGAUCUAAUUUCUAUAUUAUAUACUGGGGGGCAAAGAUGAAAAAGAUAAAUUAUAUCCUCAGCCCUCCAUGAGCUCACAGAUGUUUAGUCCCCUCCCCAAUCUUUUUUAACCAUGUAAGUUAAUGCAGGUCAGACCAUGUGCACCCUACAUUUAUCAUCAGCAUAAAAAGAGGAACUUAAUAAGCCACCUUAUUAACCUAUAACAGUAGGUUAGGGGGAUCAGAGGUGACUUCAAAUAAAGGAGAACUUUCUGCUGGCCUUGAAGGAUAAGUAGAGGUUCUCUGGGUGUUCCAAUCAAAACUCAUGCAGCAUAAUAAAAGUAUAAUUCAUUAUAGAGGCACAAGGAAAGCACCCAAAAAUCGGAGGAGAGAGAUCUUGGUGGAACCGUGACUAAGGUUAAUCUUGGUAGCAAAGUAGGGAUUUGAAUCAGAUCCUGAGACUGGGUGGAAUUUUGACAUGGAAUUUUUAUCUAAUAAAAAACUAGAUAGGGUAGAGAAAGAACUUCAUAUAUUUCAUAAAUGAACUUGUGUUGAUUACCCAUUUGUAGAAAACGAGUAUCUAAAACAGUAGUUCAGGCAUAGUGCAACAGUAUUUGACUUGAGUUUAAUUGCUAGCUCAUUGCUGUGAAUUCUCCUGAGUACUUAAUAUCUUAAAAGGCUGUCAGAUUGUUUGGUAAUUGGUCAAAUUGUUAAUAUCUAAAAUAGAUCACAUUCAUUUUUCCUUUAAGGAUUUUAGCAACAGAAAGGAACUAUAAAACACAUAUCUAACUUUAGGUGAAUUAUAUUAAAACUUCCUCUAGGUAGUCAUAUAAAGACUACUUUUCCCACUCAUGUGGACAGUCUAGAGGA